Molecule: messenger RNA, 1259 nt
Organism: Penaeus indicus
Lineage: Eukaryota; Metazoa; Arthropoda; Malacostraca; Decapoda; Penaeidae
Product: CD209 antigen-like protein E
Exons: 5
Coding region: 309-1259 (316 amino acids)
Source: RefSeq, a predicted model, not a curated record
GUGUGUACUUGUCCAGCUACCUCACUCCUUCGGUCCUGCUCUUCGAACUGAUUGACUGGCUGUCUGACUGACCGAUUGACUGGCUGAUUAAUUAACUGACUGGUCGACUAACUGGUUGUCUAACUGACUAGCUGUAUAACUAAUUGACUGACUAGUUGUCUAACUGACUGGCUGUGUAAAUGACGGACUGGCUGUCUAACUGACUGUCUGAUUGACUGACUAGCUGUACACUCAAGUGCCCAACGAAGCGAAGCUCUCUCAGUUCAUAGCCUUCAGUAUUCAGUCCGGUUUUCUGAGCCUCACCGGCCAUGGGGACAAUGUUGCCAAAUGAGCCCACCUCGCUUCGAGAACUCCAGUCCAGCCUCGGCCUGCUGGGGAUGAACGCCCCGCUAGGCUUGGGCACGCAGCAGAGUCAGCAACUCCCUCUGCUGCUCCUGAACCUGCUAGCUUCCGUGGUCCCACUGGGCUUUGCGAACCCAGCGCAGUCCGCUAGUCUCGAGCAGAUCCAGCCGCUGUUGACGGAGAACCUUCAGUCAAUUACUGAGAUGAAUAGGAACCUUUUCGAUGUGGUGGAGGCGAUGCAAGGCCGCCGGGGCGAGACUAAAGAGAGAUGCCGGGAGAAGAAACUUAAAAUUAAAGACGGGAAUCUCGCGAGGGGGUUCCUCGACAUGCAUGAUUCCUCGCUCGCCCUACAGAUGGCGCUGUCCGAGCAUCAGCUGGAUAUGAACCCUGGCAAAGAAGUGAGAGGCCUCAUCGACAUGAUCCGAGCGGAGGCCGAGCAGCAGCAGCGACGCCUCAGGUCUUUGAGAGAAGAACAAGAAGAGGAGGAAGAGGAAGGACCGCCUGCGGGGUGCGAGGAGCCCUACUUCGCCCUGGGGAAGGAGUGCUUCUUCCUCGCCCAAGAGCCGAAGAAGAGCUGGCACGAUGCCCGAGACGCGUGUGAGGCGCGGGGCACGCACUUGGCACGCCCCAGAGAUGUGCGGAAGCUGGUCGCGAUGUUGCAGGACUUCCCCGGCAGGUACAACCGCGUGUGGAUCGGCGCCAGCGACGAGGCGCGGGAGGGCGAGUGGGAGUGGCUCUCCGGCGAGUCCCUGGAGCGGCCCAACUGGCGCCCCGGGCAGCCCAGCAACAGGAGCAAGGACGGCGGCGAACAGGACUGCCUCUCGCUGGUGACCAACAACAACCCCGAUUCCACCAUGGACGAUCAGUCGUGCGAGCUGAGGAAGGCCUACUUGUGCGAGAUGGAUUUGGAGUGUUAG